AUCCCCGUCCCCGCCGCGGCGGCGGGCGCCACUCACCCGCCGGUGUCUGGGCGGCAGCGGGAGGAUGCGGGCGGGCCGGGAGGCGGCGGCGGCGGCGGCCGAGGAGGAAGCGGCGGCGGCGGCGGGGAGCGAUGCCUCCAAGCGUGGCGGCGGUUCUGCGGGGCGGGCGAGGGGUCGCGGCGGCAAGGGAUCUCCGAACGGCGAAUGCCGGCGGGGGGAGCCGCCGCGGAGCCCCGGUUCCGAGCCACCUCGGGAGCCCAAGGUCUCCUUCUCCUGCGGCGGCGGCGGCGGCUCCGGUUCUCCCGGUGGGGCCAAGGCUGCCGAGGAGGAUGCGGGAGAGGAGGCUCGCGGGAGCCAGGCCAGCUUCAUGCAGCGGCAGUUCGGGGCCAUGCUCCAGCCCGGCGUCAACAAGUUCUCGCUGCGGAUGUUCGGCUCCCAGAAGGCGGUGGAAAGGGAGCAGGAGCGAGUCAAGUCGGCGGGAGCCUGGAUCAUCCAUCCCUACAGCGACUUCAGGUUUUACUGGGACUUCACGAUGCUGCUCUUCAUGGUGGGCAACCUGAUCAUCAUUCCCGUGGGCAUCACCUUCUUCAAGGAGGAGACCACGGCACCCUGGAUCGUGUUCAACGUAGUGUCCGACACCUUCUUCUUGAUGGACCUUGUGCUGAACUUCCGGACAGGGAUUGUCAUUGAGGACAACACGGAAAUCAUCCUGGACCCCGAGAGGAUCAAGAAGAAGUACCUCAAGACCUGGUUUGUGGUAGACUUUAUCUCCUCUAUCCCUGUGGACUACGUCUUCCUCAUUGUGGAGAAGGGCAUAGACUCGGAGGUCUACAAGACAGCCCGUGCCCUCCGCAUCGUCCGCUUCACCAAGAUCCUCAGCCUCCUGCGGCUCCUCCGCCUCUCCCGGCUCAUCCGCUACAUCCAUCAGUGGGAAGAGAUUUUCCACAUGACCUACGACCUGGCCAGCGCGGUGAUGAGGAUCAUCAACCUCAUCGGCAUGAUGCUGCUGCUCUGCCACUGGGACGGCUGCCUCCAGUUCCUCGUGCCCAUGCUGCAGGAUUUCCCCCAGAACUGCUGGGUCUCCAUCAACGGGAUGGUGAACGACUCGUGGAGCGAGCUGUACUCCUUCGCCCUCUUCAAGUCGAUGAGCCACAUGCUCUGCAUCGGCUACGGGAAGCAGGCGCCCGAGAGCAUGACCGACAUCUGGCUGACCAUGCUGAGCAUGAUCGUGGGGGCUACCUGCUACGCCAUGUUCAUCGGCCACGCCACCGCCCUCAUCCAAUCGCUGGACUCCUCCCGACGCCAGUACCAGGAGAAGUACAAGCAGGUGGAGCAGUACAUGUCCUUCCACAAGCUGCCUGCUGACUUCCGCCAGAAGAUCCACGACUACUAUGAGCACCGCUACCAGGGCAAGAUGUUCGAUGAGGACAGCAUCCUGGGGGAGCUCAACGAGCCCCUGCGCGAGGAAAUUGUGAACUUCAACUGCCGCAAGCUGGUGGCUUCCAUGCCGCUGUUUGCCAACGCGGACCCCAACUUUGUCACGGCCAUGCUCACCAAGCUGAAGUUUGAGGUGUUCCAGCCGGGUGACUACAUCAUCCGCGAGGGCACCAUUGGCAAGAAGAUGUAUUUCAUCCAGCACGGCGUGGUCAGCAUCCUCACCAAGGGCAACAAGGAGAUGAAACUCUCCGAUGGCUCCUACUUUGGAGAGAUCUGCUUGCUGACCCGUGGCCGGCGCACGGCCAGUGUCCGGGCGGACACCUACUGCCGCCUCUACUCGCUCUCGGUGGACAACUUCAACGAGGUGCUCGAAGAGUACCCCAUGAUGAGACGAGCCUUCGAGACCGUGGCCAUUGACCGCCUUGACCGCAUUGGGAAGAAGAACUCAAUCCUCCUCCAUAAAGUGCAGCACGACCUCAACUCGGGCGUCUUUAACAACCAGGAGAACGAGAUCAUCCAAGAGAUCGUCAAGUACGACCGGGAGAUGGUGCAGCAAGCGGAACUGCAGCAGCACACGGCCAUGUACAGCCCCGUUCAGCCCCAGGUCACCUCUGCCAUCGCCACCCUCCAACAAGCUGUCGCCAUGAGCUUCUGCCCGCAGAUGGCGAGCCCGCUGGUGGGCUCCAUGGCCCUGGGCUCGCCCCGCAUGAUGCGUCGCUUGCAAUACGCCCAAGCCGUGCCCAGCCCCUUCGCCGUCUCGCCCGUCUUGCUACAGCAGAGCCCCCCGCCGCAGCCGCAGCCCCCGGCGCCCCACGCCAACCCUUCGCCCUCGCAGGACCAGGCGCAGCCCAGCACUCUGCCCGCCUCCACCAGCGCCUUUGCUGCCGUGGCCGCCAGCCCACCAUCCCAAAGCCCUCUGGCCAGCCGGACGUUCGCCUACGGAGCCGCCCCGGGGCAGCUGGGCUCCCAGCUCUCCCUCAGCCAGCAGCAGGGUCCCGGCUCGCCCCAGCGCUUGGCCGCCCACAAAAGCACCCAGGCGCUGCACACCAGCAGCCUCAGCCAGGAUUCGCGGCCCCUGUCGGCAUCGCAGCCCUCCCUGCCCCACGGGCUGGCGGCCGGCAGCACCCAGAGCCCUCCGGCAUCGGUACAUGAGUCGUCCACCUCCAUCAGUGGGGGUCCGGCUGCUGCCUCGCCGGGUCCUGGUCCCCCGGCCGCGCUGCGGGGCCAAGCGGCAUCGCGAGGGGCUCCAGCCCACCCGGCAUCGGCAAGCGCGGUGCUUGUGGGGCCACCAGCUUUGCCGCAGGACUCGGCGGCCACCCGCAAGGAUUCGGUGGCCAGCACGCCCGACACGGACCCGGCCAAGUCCAGGCUGUCUUCCAACUUGUGACCUCCGUGCCGUUGCGUGGGGACGAGCAUGACAGAGGGGACCGCAGCAGUGAGUCCCGUCUCGCCCCGUGCCGUCCCGCGCCAGCCCCGCUCCUCGGCUUCCCCCCCAACGCACGCUGCAGAGCGGGGCGGCUGCCGGGGGUGGGCACGGGGUCGCUGUGCCCCUCGCCCACCACGGGGACCGGGCUGACCCCCCCCGGCUACGUCGCCUCCGACCAAAGUCUGGCCUCAUCUCCUGCUCCCUGCGGCAAAGCUCCCGCUGCCCCCCAGCCUCCCCGGCUGCCCCAUAGAAGCCACUGCUGCAUCAUCCCCCGUGAUCAACUCUGUAUAGGAUAUUUAUGACCUGAAUACAGCCCCGUGUGUGUGCAUCCGCAGGACACCUCCCCGGGGCUCUAGGCACGCUGGCCAGCCCCAGCGCAUCAUCCCUGCCUCCUCUCCCACAGACCCGAGGCGAGGGGUGACAGCUCAGGACUGGAGGUAAGUUUCGGGGUCUGAGGGACGGUCACCCGGAGACUCGCGAGCACCCCACGUACACGCUGUGCGCCCCCCUAGCCUGACCCUGGGGGCGAACGCAGCCCGACUUCCCUGUAGUCAGCGUUAGGACAGAGGCAUCGCCGGAGCCUGGGGAUCCAACCCCAGGGGUGCCCCACGGGCGCUGCUGCCCCAUAGGUCCAAGGCUGGGGAAGGCGGACACUUGCGUGUAGCAGCGUAGCUGUGUGCGUGCACUGAUGGACGGGUGGAUGUGUGUGCGCGCGUGUGUGUAUGUAAGUCUCUGCCGAGCACUCCGGAGCCUUCCACGUUGAAUGUAUGCAGCGCCUGCGAGCGAGGGACCACGCGCCAGCCCGGCACCCUGUAGCUGUGCAGCCGGCAGGACAGGGCCCCGCUCCAAGCUUCCACCUUUCCAUCCAGCCCAUCCUGUGCAAUAAAUGUCAGCAACUG
Molecule: messenger RNA, 3762 nt
Organism: Cuculus canorus (common cuckoo)
Lineage: Eukaryota; Metazoa; Chordata; Aves; Cuculiformes; Cuculidae
Gene: HCN2
Product: hyperpolarization activated cyclic nucleotide gated potassium and sodium channel 2
Exons: 8
Coding region: 65-2824 (919 amino acids)
Biological process (GO): transmembrane transport; potassium ion transport
Cellular component (GO): membrane
Molecular function (GO): voltage-gated potassium channel activity
Source: RefSeq, a predicted model, not a curated record